AUGGAUAAGAUUGAAGAGACACUCACAGAGCUUGUAAAGUCGCUGAUAGAAGCAAAAAAUGUCCUCCAAUGCGAAUGUCGUGCUGAGCUGAUGGCUCGACUGCACAACUCUAAGACUCUGCCCGAGCGAGAACUUUACGAACUGUCCAGGCAGGCAACCCAAUUGCUUCAUGAAAUUGAGCUACUGUUGGAACCUCGGCCCAUGAUCCUGGCCAAUUAUUUCCUUGGCUCUGCAAAGACCAAGUGUCUCAAUGCAGCUGUGGAACUGAAUAUUCCAGACCUCCUGAAAGCCGGCCCUAUGGACGUUGCCACGCUAGCAUCAGUGAGCAAGGCGCGUCCGGACCGGCUUAAACAGGUGAUGCGGGUGCUUUGCAGUGACUCGGUGUUUGAAUUUGACACCAAAUCGCAGUGUUACUCUCUGAACGAGUGCUCCGAAUUACUGCUGACGGAUCAUUGGACUCGCUGGUGGCACUGGGUCGACCUCUAUGGCAAUGAGUUUUAUGAAAUGGCACGUGGAAUCCCAGCGGCGUGUCGUGAAGAAGAGAUGCGGAUGCCUUCACAGAUCGCUUUCGACACUGAGCUCAACAUGUUUAGGUGGCAUUGUGCAGGACUAUCCCUGGGGGAGGUUGCCGACGGGAAGACUACCGUGAUGGACAUUGGUGGAGGAGGUGGGGGCCUGAUCUCGGCACUGCUGCGGGCCGCUCCGAACCUUCAAGGCGGGGUUUUCGAUCUUCCCGAGGUUAUUGACCACGCCACUGAGAAUUUUCAUGGUACUGACGGAAUAUACCGUGAUGUUGGAAGUCGGGUUGCAGGUAAAGACUUGCACAAGGGGGAUUUCUUCCAGUCUAUUCCCUCAUACGAAGUAUACACGAUGAAGUGGUGCUUGCAUGACUGGAAUGACUGCCAGGUAGUCCAGAUUCUCUCGAAUAUCCGCAAGGCAAUCAUCCUAGGACCCAAGUCGCGACUCGUCCUUCUGGAAAUAAUUCUUCGGGAUGGGCACGCCGGUAACUUGUCUCGGCUUGCUGACUUGUCAGUCUUCAUGGCUGCAUCUGGGAUGGAGCGUGACGAGGGGGAGUGGCGUGAUUUGGCGCGAAAAGGUGGGUGGAAAAUCCAGAACAUUUACCACCUGCGCAGCGCGUGGCCUGAAGCAAUGGAGCUUAUCCCUGCCUAG
Molecule: messenger RNA, 1170 nt
Organism: Penicillium concentricum
Lineage: Eukaryota; Fungi; Ascomycota; Eurotiomycetes; Eurotiales; Aspergillaceae
Gene: gliM
Product: O-methyltransferase gliM
Exons: 3
Coding region: 1-1170 (389 amino acids)
Molecular function (GO): O-methyltransferase activity
Source: RefSeq, a predicted model, not a curated record